Molecule: messenger RNA, 369 nt
Organism: Dictyostelium discoideum AX4
Lineage: Eukaryota; Evosea; Eumycetozoa; Dictyosteliales; Dictyosteliaceae
Exons: 2
Coding region: 1-369 (122 amino acids)
Cellular component (GO): extracellular region
Source: RefSeq, a predicted model, not a curated record
AUGAUGACAGAAUUUGGUAGUGCAAUGACUUUAGUCACAGGUUUAGUGGCAUAUGGAGCUUAUGUUAAAUCAAAGAGGCAAUCUAAUCAUUAUUUAUUGAAAACCAAUAACAAUUUUGAUGUAGAAAAAGAGAAUUUCAAUUACAAUAAUAAUAAUAAUAAUAAUAAUAAUAAUAAUAAUAAUAAUAGUAAUAAUAAUGAUAAUAAUAAUAAUAAUAAUAGUAAUAGUAAUAAUAAUAAUAAUAAUAAUAAUAAUAAUAAUAAUAAUAAUAACAAUAAUAUUAAUGUAUUAAAACAAACAAACAAAAAAAAAAAAAAAAAAAGCGCAAAUGUAAAUAGAAACAAUAAAAUUAAAAAAUAUUAUAUUUAA